AUGUUUAAAACAUUCUUGGAAUCUAUACCACAAAACCGUUCGCAAAUGGUGAACGAUCUGGACUUACCUGAUGAUCUGACGGUUGCUCCAUACGUCUGGACGGAGCCUGACGAAUCGCUGCUUGACAGUGACGGUCUCAUCUCUGACAGUCUCGGAGAUUAUGAAGUCAAGACUCUCACCACUGAGUCCAGCCUUGCUUUAUCGCGCGCUAUGACCGACUCUGAAAUUGACUACGAGAGGUAUCGUAGAUUCAAGAGCAGAAGCUUUAGUGACCCGUGGGUCCAAAUGAGAACUGUACUGGAUUCCUUCCCUCCUGAAUAUCUAGAGUCUAUCAGUAGUUUUAAGUCAUCAUCUGAGUUGAACGAGGAGACCAGUGGUAUGGAAAAGCUACACGCUGAAGAACUGCGACUGAAGAUGGAGAGGUUUUUCAACGAGGAAUGUCGUGUGUUUACGCCUGACGACCCUGGACUACUUGUAUUAGAGGAAGCGUUACAAAAUGUUGAUUUAAAGGAUUCUGAUUUGGACAGUACCUCGUUGUGA
This is a messenger RNA of Parnassius apollo (apollo), 540 nucleotides long. NCBI's taxonomy places the organism in Eukaryota, Metazoa, Arthropoda, Insecta, Lepidoptera, Papilionidae. The record is from the annotation of a GenBank genome assembly.